Saxophila tyrrhenica is the source of this 1413-nucleotide messenger RNA. It is a transcript of the gene RMS1, whose product is annotated as Ribosomal lysine N-methyltransferase 4. Gene Ontology annotation, cellular component: nucleus. Bases 1 to 1413 code for a protein of 470 amino acids. The record is from RefSeq and is a predicted model, not a curated record. The transcript has a single exon. Lineage: Eukaryota; Fungi; Ascomycota; Dothideomycetes; Mycosphaerellales; Extremaceae. Gene Ontology annotation, molecular function: protein-lysine N-methyltransferase activity; protein binding. Gene Ontology annotation, biological process: peptidyl-lysine monomethylation.
AUGGCCGACGGCGACUUCAACGACAAGACGACCUCGUUUGUCAUAUGGCUUCAACGCAGCGGUACCAGCGUCUCCGAGAAAAUCACAAUAGCAGACCUGAGACAGCACACCGCUGGCCGAGGCGUUGUUGCGGUGGACAAUAUCGACGAAGACGAAGAACUGUUCAGCAUACCUCGAUCAGCUAUCUUGACUGCUGAGAACUCGAGUCUCGAUGUCGAGGUCACAAAACAGGUGGAGGAUCCAUGGCUCUCCCUCAUCCUCGCCAUGAUCUGCGAGUAUCAACUCGGACAAGCCUCGAAAUGGCACCAAUACCUCGAUAUCCUGCCACACGAGUUCGACACGCUCAUGUACUGGUCGGAGCACGAGCUCAAGUUUCUCAACGGCUCAGCAGUCGUCAACAAAAUCGGCAAAGAAACUGCCAACACAACCUUCACCGACACUUUGAUCCCGAUCGUCCGACAGCACGCAGCCACCUUCAAAGCAGAUGACCUCAGUGAUGUCGAGCUCCUCUCCGUUUUCCACCGCAUGGGCAGUAUCAUCAUGGCAUAUGCCUUCGACCUCGAAUCCACGACCCAACCGCCACAGGGCGAAGAUGAUGGAUGGGAAGAAGAUUCUGACGCCGGCUCUGUGCUACCGAAAGGCAUGGUCCCGCUCGCCGACAUGCUGAACGCAGACGCCGAUCGCAACAACGCUAAGCUGUUCUACGAAGACGACAAGGUCGUUAUGAAGACCAUUAAGACGGUGAAGAAGGGAGAAGAGCUGUUCAACGAUUACGGACCAUUGCCGAGAGCAGAUGUGCUGAGAAGGUAUGGAUAUGUCACGGAGAACUAUGCAAAGUAUGAUGUUGUCGAGAUACCGUUGGAGCUGGUGAAAGAGGUGGUGGUCGAGCAGUCAGUUCUGUCGAAGCCCGAACUGGAGUCAAGGCUGGAAUAUCUAGAAGAGCAGGGCGUGGCUGACGAUGGCUACGACGUUGCUCGAGAGGCAAACGAAGAUGGGCAGAUACCAGAAGAGCUCAUCGUCCUCGUCGAGACGUUGACCCUGCCUCAAGACGGAUUCGCCAAGCUCAAGAAGAAAGAGAAGCUGCCGGAGCCAGAGCUUUCGAAGAACUCCGCCCAGCUGUUAGAACAGGUUCUCAUGAAGCGACAAAGGCAAUACAACCCGCCGUCCAAGCAAGUCGGAUCUCUCAGCAUCACCGAAUUCGACAUGGGUGGAGCCGACGAAGACCCCGUGGGCGUGGCAAGAGCAAGACGGCGGCAUGAGAUGGCAUCGCAAGUCAUCAUGGGUGAAAUUGGGGUGUUGGGCGAAGCUGUUGCCAGCAUGCGGAAGCUCCUUGAAGGCCACGACACCAAGAGGAAAGCUGAGAACGGCGAGACCAGCUCAGCACAGGGAGGAAAGAGGCAAAGGACGAAGUGA